GUUUGUUUAUCGCAAUUCGUUCCUGGAAGUGUUUAAGGGGAAAACGUAUUUCAAUAAAAGAAAAGGUGAAGGUUCAAAAUAAGGCAACAUCCCAUACACUAUGUCGGAAACAGUGGUUGCCUUUCGUUGCAAUGAUUUUGCUAUAGCAGCGGCAAGUGGCACCAAUGCCUUUUAUUUCAUCAAGAUCACCGACCAUGAGGAUAAGAUCACCCAGCUCAAUUCCCACCAGAUGAUAGCGUGUGUCGGGGAGAACGGUCCGCGGGUGAACUUCACCGAGUACAUCAAGUGCAACCUCGCCCUCAAUCGCGUCCGGCAGCACGGCCGGGAGAGCACUUGCCACUCAACGGCCCAUUUCAUGCGCGGGGAGCUCGCCUCGGCGAUCCGAAGCCGGGGUGGGGCCUAUCAGGUGAACUGCCUCUUCGCGGGCUACGACGUUCGUACCUCAGACGACGACACCCACGCCGGCGGGCCGCAUCUCUACUACCUGGAUUACCUCGGCACCCUGCAGGAGGUCCCGUACGCGGCGCACGGCUACGGCAGCACGUUUGUGAUCGCCCUGCUUGAUCGCUUCUGGAGGCCGGACUUGACGCAGGUGGAGGGGGUGGAACUGAUGCAAAAGUGCAUCGAAGAGGUGAAGAAGCGUGUGAUUAUCUCAAGCCAGUAUUUCUUCGUGAAGGCGGUCACGGCGAAUGGGGUAGAGGUGGUGGAUAGCAUUCAUUAG
Messenger RNA from Phytomonas sp. EM1, 721 nucleotides. The record is from the annotation of a GenBank genome assembly. Lineage: Eukaryota; Euglenozoa; Kinetoplastea; Trypanosomatida; Trypanosomatidae.